CAUUUCAGACUUUUCCUUUUGGUCGACAUCCCUUCUCUGCUCAUGGGAUUAUAAAUACGCAUUACCUCUGAUAGAAAUGCUUUAGAGGAAAAUCAAGAGAGACAGAGAGAGAAUUAAUCAAGUUCAGUGUAAAGAUGGCGUAUAACGUUUUUGGUAACCCCAUCACGGAUGAAACUUUGAAGGGGAUGCCAGAGUAUGCCGACAAGCAAAUAGGAAGAUUAGCCAAGGCAUAUGUGGCGUUGAAUGUGAAAAAUGCCGCGGAGAAGGGCUUCAAGGCUCGAACACAUGUGGAGAAACUGAAGGAGCAGUAUGGCGACGGAGUCUCCACACUCUGCCUUGUUUACAAUGCAACUGGGCACACCAUAAGAUAUGUUUAUAAGAAAGAUUGGUAUGGGCACAUCGGGAAGGCACCAUACCCACCACUGAUUGCAAAUGGUCAGUGGGGUGCGUUUCUGCACGUCAAAACUGCUGGAGAGUCUUCUGGAUCCAAUGCUGCUGUUGUAUACCGAGGCCUAAAUAUUGUUAACGAGGAAUGCGACUGGAUGUUGUCUUGGAGCAACCCCUGGGACAGGACUAAAUCGGACAACACGGUCUAUACAGAGGUUCGCAAAGCUGGCCACUUUGAUACUGCUUGGGACGAAAUCUAUAAAAACUUGGACAAUGUUCAAGAGAACAUAAAGCACGCAUCGAAUGGAUGCGUGUCAAUCAUGUCAACUGGCAGUGGCACUUCCCCAAUUGUUGAAGCAAUACUCACUUUAGACCUUCCCGUAGAGAUGGUCAAUAACGUUUUUGGCAACCCCAUCACCGAUGAAACUUUGAAGGGGAUGCCGGAGUAUGACGGCAAGGAAAUAACAAGAUUAGACAGGGCACGCGUGGCAUUUAAUAUGAAAUAUGUCGGGGAGAAGAGCCUCGACGCUCGAACAUAUGUGGAGAAUCUGAAGAGGGAGUAUGGCCUCGGAAUCUCCACACUCUGCCUUGUUUACAACGCAACUGGGUACAUGAUAAAAUUUCAUGCUAGGAACGAUUGGCAUGGGCACAUCGGAAAGGCACCAUACCCAGAUGUGAUUUUAAAUGGUCAGUGGGGUGCGUUUCUGCACGUCCAAACUGCCGGAGAGUCUUCUGGAUCUAAUGCUGCUGUUGUGUACCGAGGCCUAAAUAAUGUUAGCGAUGAAUGCGACUGGAUGUUGUCUUGGAGAAACAGGACUGGCACUGACACCACGGUCCAUACAGAAGUUCGCAGAGCUGGCGACUUCGAUGCUGCUUGGGACGAAAUCUCUACACACUUCGGAAUGGCGUCCACAACGCACAUAUCGAAUGGAUGGGUGUCAAUCAUGUCAAUCAUGUCAAUCAUUUCAACUGGCAAUGGCCCUUCCCCAAUUGUUGAAGCAAUACUCACUUUAGAAAAUGUUUAACUUUGUUUUGUGUGGAUUGUCUGCCCUCCCAUUUUCAUACUUUUUCCAUUCUCUUUUAUUUUGUGUGAUCACGGUUAAGUCACGUCAAUAUUUUAUAUUCUUAUUAUUUUAUAUUUUAUUAUUUUUAUAAAAAAAUUAAUAUAAAAUAUUGACGUAUCUUAACCUUGACCACACAAACCAAAAAGGAUGAGAAGAGUAUAGAAAUGGGAGCGCAGACAAUCAACCUCCUUUUGCAUUUGUAAUACUUUAUUUUCUCGUAUGUGCGGGGCCCUUCAAUUAAUCUGGGAUGCAUAACAAAAAGGUGUCAACCAAAUACUAUCCCAUGUUAAUUCUAUUAUUACAAUAAAAGGCCUGUAGUUUGAAUUUGAAUCUACUAAGCUUAAUAUUGUACUAUUUCACAAUAACGGAAUGGAUUCCAAGUUUCUAUA
Molecule: messenger RNA, 1840 nt
Organism: Malus domestica (apple)
Lineage: Eukaryota; Viridiplantae; Streptophyta; Magnoliopsida; Rosales; Rosaceae
Source: RefSeq, a predicted model, not a curated record